This is a messenger RNA of Neogale vison (American mink), 3849 nucleotides long. It is a transcript of the gene ATL3, whose product is annotated as atlastin GTPase 3. The record is from RefSeq and is a predicted model, not a curated record. Gene Ontology annotation, biological process: protein homooligomerization; endoplasmic reticulum organization. The coding region runs from base 51 to 1676 and encodes 541 amino acids. Gene Ontology annotation, molecular function: GTP binding; GTPase activity. Lineage: Eukaryota; Metazoa; Chordata; Mammalia; Carnivora; Mustelidae. The transcript has 13 exons.
AGCCCGCCCCUCUUUGCGCCCCUGCUGCUUCUGCUGAAGGCGGAGGCUCCAUGUUGUCCCCUCAGCGAGCGGUAGCGGCUGCCUCGGGAGGAGCAGGUGAUGCCAUGGAGAGUGGAAAGCCUGGCCCAGUGCAGGUUGUUUUGGUUCAGAAAGACCAGCAUUCCUAUGAGCUAGAAGAGAAAGCCUUGGCCAGCAUUCUCUUGCAGGACCACAUCCGAGACCUUGAUGUGGUGGUGGUGUCGGUGGCUGGUGCCUUCCGAAAGGGGAAGUCCUUCUUCCUGGACUUCAUGCUGCGAUAUUUGUAUUUCCAGAAGGAAGGUGGCCGUUCAAAUUGGUUGGGUGACUCAGAAGAACCAUUAACAGGGUUUUCAUGGAGAGGGGGCUCUGACCCAGAAACAACAGGGAUUCAGAUCUGGAGUGAAGUUUUUACUGUGGAGAAGCCUGGUGGGAAGAAGGUUGCAGUUGUUCUGAUGGAUACCCAGGGGGCGUUUGACAGCCAGUCUACUGUGAAGGACUGUGCCACCAUCUUCGCUCUAAGCACCAUGACUAGUUCUGUUCAGAUCUAUAAUUUGUCCCAGAACAUUCAGGAAGACGAUCUUCAGCAGCUACAGCUCUUCACAGAAUACGGUCGUCUGGCAAUGGAUGAAAUUUUCCAAAAACCCUUCCAGACGCUGAUGUUUUUGGUUCGAGAUUGGAGUUUCCCUUACGAAUACAGCUAUGGACUAGAGGGAGGGAUGUCCUUUUUGGAUAAACGUCUACAGGUAAAAGAGCAUCAACAUGAGGAAAUUCAGAAUGUCCGAAAUCACAUUCACUCGUGUUUCUCCAACGUCACCUGUUUUCUCCUACCACACCCUGGACUCCAGGUGGCCACAAGCCCUGACUUUGAUGGGAAAUUGAAAGAUAUUGCCAGUGAAUUCAAAGAGCAGUUACAGGUCCUGAUCCCAUUUGUGUUAAACCCAGCUAACUUAAUGGAAAAGGAGAUCAAUGGCUCAAAAGUCACCUGUCGGGGGCUCUUGGAGUAUUUUAAGGCAUAUAUUAAAAUUUACCAAGGAGAAGAUCUGCCUCACCCCAAAUCUAUGCUUCAGGCCACUGCUGAAGCCAACAAUUUAGCAGCUGCAGCGUCCGCCAAAGACAUUUAUUAUAACAACAUGGAGGAGGUUUGUGGGGGAGAGAAACCUUACUUGUCUCCAGACAUUCUAGAGGAGAAGCACUGUGAAUUCAAGCAGCUUGCUCUGGACCAUUUUAGGAAGACCAAGAAGAUGGGUGGGCAGGAUUUUAGCCUUCAUUACCAGCAGGAGCUGGAGGAGGAGAUCAAGGAGCUCUAUGAGAACUUCUGCAAACACAAUGCCAGCAAGAAUGUCUUCAGCACCUUCCGAACCCCCGCGGUGCUUUUCACGGGCAUCGUGAUUUUGUACAUAGCCUCGGGCCUCACUGGCUUUGUUGGUCUUGAGAUUGUGGCCCAGCUGUUCAACUGUGUGGUUGGGCUGCUGUUAAUAGCACUUCUUACUUGGGGCUAUAUCAGGUACUCUGGUCAGUAUCGCGAGCUGGGAGGAGCAAUUGAUUCUGGCGCAGCGUACGUACUAGAGCAGGCUACUUCUCAUAUGGGGAAUUCCACUCAGGCUGCGAUGAGGGAUGCUGUUGUUGGGAGGCCCCCUGUGGAUAAAAAAGCUCAAUAGCAUCUUGACGAGGGGAUCCAACGAGAACGCCGCCAGCCCUUCCUGAUGUCUGGGUUUCUGCCACGCCAGGUCCAAGUGCAGAGGAACGCAGAUCUGGGAUCACCUGGGAAGAGCUGAAACUCAGCAGUAAUAAAUUAAUAGACAGACCUUUCCCGUGGCUUCAUAUUCUUAAACCUACUUCCAUUGCUAUUGGAAGCAUUUCUUUUCCUUGCUGAUAUAGAUCCACGCCUGUGUCUGUUUUCUUAUUACUCUCUGCUUUGUGCACUUUAUGGGGGAGAAAGCUAAAGGAAAAACUGCAAAUGUGGUUUUAAAUCCUGUAUGUACCACUCAGUGCCUUUUAAGAUUGUAUCCAGGCUUUUGAGGACACAAUAGGGAGGGAAUCAAGAAUAACCUCAUGAAAGAUGCUGUUUUGGGGUGAAACCGGUCUGUUCUUUUAUACCUUACUAUUUAAAAAUGUUUACAAAACUUGCAAAAGCUUCAGAACAAAAGACUGAAAGUGACGUCAUUACACUUUUAAAAUCUUAUAAUGUUAAAAAAUCCUGCUUACCAGAGAGUGUGGAAAAACCACAACCUAUUUAAAUCCACCAUACACUGAAAUUUAUGGUCUUUUACUGACAGGCUGACAGUUUUGUUGGAACAUACUCUGAUUUUAUUUUUGCCUUCGUUCCUCUAGCUUCUUUUUAGAAAAGAGGCAAACAUGCCUUGAAGAGCCAGAAUGGCUCAUAAUGAAAAGAGUAAGCGCGAUACUUUAACCAAAAAAGCUUGAGUUUAAAUGAACUGUGUGACCUCUGAUAAGUCACUUGAACUUGUGCCUUGGUCAGAUUCACUGUUUGCAGGUUUAUAUACACACAUGUAUUCUAUAUAUAUCUCACGGUUGUCAUUUAAGAGGUCUUGUUUCAAGAGUUCUCCAUAAGAACAGAACUUGAUUGAGGACUAAAGGAAAGACAUCACCAGACAUCACUGCCUUCAGUUGUCCUGUUUCUUGUGGCCUAGGAGUAAAUCAGGUCUUUAUCCAAAACAUUUACUUAUGUUCUCCUGGCCACUAAUCUCUUUAAUAAUAAAGCUAAAAUUGUCAGUUUUGUUCAGUGAAUCUUCUUUUCUUUAACCUCACUUGACUGGUAGCUUUAAAAUAGCUUUGGCUUAGUGAGGACUGAAGUCACACCCAAAUGUGGACAUGGUCUAGAAGUGUCUAAGAAAUCUUUUUAUUUACCUUGACUGGGUGAUAACAUUUUAUCUAUGAAUUGCCUUUUCCUUGGAUUAUAAUGGUGAAUUGUGGAUUUUUAAACUCCAUAAAACUUGCCUGUAAGUAUUUACAUAAACUUCCAGGUAGGAGAGCCUUAAUUCUUAAGAUAAUUUUUAUUGUGGGAGGGAGGUAGAAAGGCUCAGGUGAAACCCAAGUGUAGAUUCUACACCCAUGAAGACGUCUGAAUGGAAGGCAGAAGAAAGAAGCGUGUAAUCUCUUUAUCAAAGAAUUUUCUUCUUACUACUUUAAACACUUCACCACUGAAGUAUUUUUAUGGGUCUGAAUUAAUUCCAAGCAUUUUAUAUUUUUUUUCAUGUCUACAUACCAUCUUGCCCUGAUAUUCAGUUGCCAUUAAAUUUUAGGAAAGUUCCAGCUUGUUCUAAAAACUGUUUACUUGCAUAUCAGUGAUGCUUAGUGUUGACUGUUAAAUUGGAAACUUCUCUUUGAAAUUGUGGUGCAUUUUCAGGUGGCCUCACAUCUUCCUGGAGGUUCAUAAUAUUUGCUAAACGCCUUGCAGAUGUUGAGGUACUUGACUUUUAAUGCAUUGUAGAGGCACAUUUAUAGAUUUCAAAUGUUGUCUAGAGUGAUGCUUUUAAUGGUGAGAAAAUGAUGAUGUGUCUAAAACGUAUUUUAAUACUAAAGUAUUAGAAUUUUUAAAGUGAACCAGUAUGUGGUAAUGUAGGACUUUCUUAGGAUUUAGUUACUGUUCAAAUUCACCAUUUCUGUUUUGAUCUUAAAUAAUUUGGUUAAUUCCCUGGGGAAGCCUUAUUAUUUUUGUCUUUAUAGGUUAACUUAUUCUGGCUCUGGAAAGCAUUGGAUCAAGUUUUCUCAAUGAUGAUCCUUAAUGAGUUUUCUUUGGCUUUCAUUUCUCUAUUUUUCCAGUAAAUUGGUAGCUUUAUGUCAACUUUUUCAAUAAAAGAUGCAUUCUCA